This is a messenger RNA of Sphaerodactylus townsendi, 649 nucleotides long. It is a transcript of the gene TEX36, whose product is annotated as testis expressed 36. The transcript is spliced from 4 exons. Lineage: Eukaryota; Metazoa; Chordata; Lepidosauria; Squamata; Sphaerodactylidae. The record is from RefSeq and is a predicted model, not a curated record. Bases 59 to 649 code for a protein of 196 amino acids.
CUCUGGCUUCUUCGUGGAGUUCAGCCAGCAGUGCAGGGGUAGUAGCCAGCCAGUAGCCAUGCCCAAGGGGAGGCGAGCCAACCCCAGCACCGCACGGGAUGGCGCCUGGUUUCAACAUUCUACACCGCCGCAAAUAUAUCCCGAAUCUCUUACAGCCAGUGAGCAAAAACAGAUACUAAAUCUAGAAACUGUUCGUCAAAUUGAAAACAGAUUGCCACUGAUAUAUAAACUUAGAGAGAAGAAACCAGUGAACACAUUUCCAUUUUCUGUCCACGACAAUAGAGAUUGCUUACUGAAUGUAGGCGAGUACUUGGAUUCUGGGCAAGGACGAAGAAAAUUUAAGCGCGAGACAUGUCAGCACUAUGUGCAGGACUCUUUUUUGAUCCAUGAACCCAUUUUGAGCAGUACUAGCUAUCGUACCGUGUAUGAAACAUCAUUUGUUCCAUACCCAAACACAGAACAGCCCUUUCCAGGCCGAUUUCCCAAAAGUCACAUAGAGAGAGCCAAAGCUUUAAAUCCUGCUUCUAAGAAUGAUUGCGUAUGGUUUUCAGAAUGCCGUACUAGUCCUAAUUAUUUAAUUCCUGAUGAUCCUGUUACAAGUACUCUCCCUGAUCCUAAGGAACUGCCUGAUCAACAGAUGAUGGAAUAA